Molecule: messenger RNA, 3757 nt
Organism: Alosa sapidissima (American shad)
Lineage: Eukaryota; Metazoa; Chordata; Actinopteri; Clupeiformes; Clupeidae
Exons: 19
Coding region: 117-3560 (1147 amino acids)
Source: RefSeq, a predicted model, not a curated record
UUCCGUUUGGCAGUGACGCUCAAAGAUCCAACUGGCAGUGUCGUUCGCUAUGGUCGUUGGUCUCUGAAAGACGCUAACCCCUACUGUGGCAGUGGCAGUGGUAAUUGAGUCCUCAUAUGAACCUGAGAGAGACAGCCAUGGAGAGACCAGAGAGCGGUCUAGAAGGCCCUGUCACCAUGGAAGUGACUGUAGAGAUUCAUCAAGACCACAUUUAUCAAAAACCAGUUCCAGUUGAGGUGCUUAAUGUGUUGCCUAUAGAAGACAUAGCAGAACUGGGUGGUGUCACCAAGAACUGCAAGUAUUGCAGACAACCUGUUAUGUGCUCAGUAAAGCAUAUGCAGGAUCGGCAUUUAAAGCAUGCCAUACAUUUUGAAUCCGAUGGCAUUGAAAAAUUCACCAUUCCCUGUUUUUGUGAAAUGGGAUUGCGAGAGAAGAACAGGUGCCAUUGGCAUUGUCCUAAGUGUCACCAUAUUCUGAGCCGUGCUGAUAGUUUUAAGCGGCACCUUUCCCAACACGGAUUUGAAGUUACUGACCGGGAAGGGAGACCCCAAGUGGUGAAACAGUGUAUCUACCCCACGGAAAGGACUCCAGAGAGGAAUGAUGAACACAUUAGUCAGACUGACAAGUCCUCUUAUGAACCUGAGGGCGAGAGAGCUGGGGAGAGACCAGAGAGCGAUCUGGAUGGCUCUGGCCCGAUGCAGAAUGACGAAGACAUAGACGAGCUUGUAGGGAAGGCUGCUGACAGCAUGGAAGUAGCUGCAGGAAUUCCUGAAGACCACAUGUAUCUUAAGACUGACUAUAAAUCUGGAGAAAAGAAGGUUCCAGUUGAGCUGCUUGCUGUGUUGCCUACAGAAGACAUAGAAGAACUUGGUGGUGGCACCAAGAACUGCAAGUAUUGCAGACAACCUGUUCUGUGCACAGCAAAGCAUAUGAAGGAUCGGCAUUUAAAGCAUGCCAUACAUUUUGAAUACAAUGGCAUUGAAAAAUUCAUCAUUUCCUGUUUUUGUGCAAUGGGAUGGCGCGAGAAAAACAGGUGCCAUUGGCAUUGUCCUACGUGUCAGCUUACUAUAAGCCGUACUGAUGCUUUUAAGCUUCACCUUUCCCAACAUGGUUUUAAAAUCAUGAAGAUUAAAAAGAAACACAAAGAAGUACGACUGCUGAAGCACCAAGGCCCAGCAUUUGACGAGGAAGACCUAGAAAAGCUUGUGAGGCAGCCCGCUGACAUCAUGGACACGACGGCUGAGUUUCCUGAUGAGGUGUCCUCAAAAGAGAAUAAAGCGCAAAGUGGUGGCACCAUGAACUGCAAGUAUUGCAGUAAACCUAUCCGCUGCACACAAAAGCACAUGCACUUUCGGCAUUUAAAUCAUGCCAUACAUUUCGAAGUCAGUGGCAUUAAAAAAUUCACCUUUCCCUGUUUUUGUAAAAUGGGAUCGCUGGAGAAGAACAGGAGCCAUUGGCAUUGUCCUACGUGUAGUCUUGUUCUGACACGCACCGUCAGCUUCAUGAGACACCUGUCCACACACGGUUUUAAAGUCAGCAAGCAGGAACAGCAUAAAAAGGGUACCGGUUUUAAAGUCAGGGCACAGGAAUACCGUAACAAUGGUUCAGGUUUCAAAGUCAUGGAGCACAAACACCGCAAAAAAGCAUCUUCCUGUGUCAAAGACAAGUCCUCGCAUGAGCCUGAGCAAGAGCGAGAAAGAGAGAGAGCUGAGGACACACGGUGGAGCGACCUGGAGGGCCCUGAGCCCUUAUCAGAUGAGGAAGACCCAGACAUGCUCGUACGGCCCACUGACCCAAAGGACACGGCUCCAGAAAUCCUAAGUCGUAAACACAUUAGACAGGUGACUGAGUACAUCUGGAGAGCCAAGAGAGUCCCAGCCGAGCUGCCCCACGACUUGGCCACCAAAGAGAGAGAAGUGCCAGAGAGCUUUGAGCCCACAGAGACCACAUGUCCAUAUUGCCCUGGUCCCAGUCCCCCAGCUUUGGGAGAGAGGAGACUAGUGACGUGCCAUGGGAUGGUCUAUGGCUUGUCCGCAGUCACCAAAGCCAUAUCUGUCUACGUGAAAGUGUGCCGUAUCUGCAGUCAUCCCGUGAGGUUUCAGGACUACCGGUCAGGAUUCCAUAAUUUCAACAGCAAAACAAUCGUAACAAUUCCUCUCUGUUCCCUGCUGACAGCAGGACUUGGGAAUCACAUUGCCAUAGGGCAGCUCAUUCAAACGUUGGAGAGCCAUUUGUCAAUGGGCCUCCCUGUGGAUGAGAUCAGAAGGGCGUUCCAUCACUUCAACGCACUCAGGCAGCACGAGUACUCCUAUUGCUGUGUCCGGUGUGGCCCCAGCCCUCCUGUUCUCAUUGCAGACACUGACUGUAAGGUCUUGUUUGAUGUGCCAGGUGACCACUUCAAGCGUCCAUACAGAAACCAUGUUAAACCAGAGGAUACAGCCGUUAAUAUGCGAGACCGGUGGCAGACCCUUGAGAAACGCAUGGUCGCUGCUGGACUUUGUGAUGGUGCCAAGGUUGCCAAUCCAUACACCUGUCCUGUCACGUACUCCUCCUUCACACCAUGGCUUGGUGAGGAGGUCCGAGUGAGUGAUGUCGUCCCGAAGACUGAAGUGCUGAAAGGUUUAUUUCAAAAGGGCCAAUCACCUUCCUCGGAGAUUGUCUUUGAGACUGAUGAGGAAGCCGCCAUACUGAAAGUGUUGGAAUCAAAUUCACCAAAGAGGAGUGACCUGGUGAAGGCAUGCAAUGGCCUCGGAGUCCCUCUCUCCGGCAGCAUCAGUGAUUUAAUGCACAGACUGAAGGAGCUCCUGCUCUAUAAGGAGCUGCACCCGAACAUGUUUGUCAAACUUCAAAAGGCUGGUGGUGGCAUAUUCUACUUGACCUGCAUCCAUUCUGUUGUAUAUUAUCACUCUCCAUUGUGGUGGCCAGAGUCGGCGCGGGACCAUGGGGAUGCUCUGUUAAGUUUCAAGCACCCUCCCACUGUAGUUAUUUCUGACAUUGCGGGGCGAGUGGCAAAGCAUGUGAACGAUCGCACAGAUCUGCGCUUUUUCCAACCAAACGAUGGCUGUCUGUGUGAUGACAGUGAGGAAAAUGUGCAGGCCGCAAAGGAGAAAUGGCUAAAGGCCCGUUUGCCAUGGGUCACAGGUGCCGGCGUGACGCCCCAGGCCACCUGUGCAGACACGUUUCCCUGCAGUGACCGAUACUCUACACCGCACCCCGUGACGGGCACCGAUGCAAGGUUCUCUUUGUAUCCUCACCUGCAUCAAAGGAACCCAAAGCAUCCAGAGGAGUUGCUGAGGAACCUGGAGCUGGCUCCUGAUUUAGCCGCGCUGGUCAACUCUUCCAUGACAGAGCCGCUGAGCAGGGAGCUCUGCUUCAGCCGCCAUCACUUCGGCCACAUGGAGGAGGACCAUUACAAGUUCUCCUUGCGCCUGUAUUUUCACCUCCACAAUCUCACACUCAACAAGAGACACACAAACGCCCUGCAGCAGCAAACACAGACACCCCGGCAUAUUAGUGAUGACGCAGAGGAAGGCCAAGCGACUGGAAUGGACUCUGGCUGACCAGGGUCCCGCAGUCCUCUGAAAAGAAACAGGGAGGAGUUGGAGGCUACUUAAGAUGACCACUGCUACAUCAAGUAUUGGAAAGGAAUCCAUGGCAACAAGCCUUGCUACCCAAGCCCUCAGUGCUUUUGUAAAUAAAUCUUUAUAAAUAUAUGUUUAGGUGUAACUAAAUAAAAAGUUCUGGACUUGCAAUACAA